Molecule: messenger RNA, 666 nt
Organism: Phragmites australis (common reed)
Lineage: Eukaryota; Viridiplantae; Streptophyta; Magnoliopsida; Poales; Poaceae
Product: protein RGF1 INDUCIBLE TRANSCRIPTION FACTOR 1-like
Exons: 3
Coding region: 1-666 (221 amino acids)
Source: RefSeq, a predicted model, not a curated record
AUGAAAAAAGCCAUGGUGCAUCCGUGGUUAGAGCUUUUACUUGCAACCCAGUUUUUUACUACCUGCAGGAACCAUCUCCUUUCCAACCGCAAUGACUGUAACCUAUUUUGCAUCGAUUGUGAGGCACCACCAGCCGCUUUCUGCUACUAUUGUCGUUCACAUCAUCAUUUGACCCACCGUGUAAUCCAGAUAAGGCGGUCAUCAUACCAUGAUGUUGUAAGAGUUUCUGAGGUGGAGGACAUUCUCGAUAUUAGCGAUGUGCAAACUUACGUGAUCAAUGGUUCAAGUGUUGUCUUUUUGAAUGAGAGACCACAGCUGCGUGGUUGUGUCUCUUCUUGCAAGGCUUUGUCAUCAUCAUCAUAUAGCUGUGAGACCUGUGGUCGUGCCCUACUUGACCAAUUUCGCUUCUGCUCCCUUGGUUGCAAUGUUAAAGGCAUCAAACAGGAUAUGGAGAUGCCAGCCAAGGCAGAAAAUGGUUCUGAAUGUGGAGGAAACGAAGAUGUGACAAGUGGAAAUAUUGUUGGUUCAACCAGUGAAAAUAAUACUGGUCCAAGCACUAUGACCGAGAAAAAGAAAUUUAAUGAGAACAACGAGGAAGUACCACCAGCAAAAAGGGUUGCUCGUCACCGGAGAAAGGGGAUUCCCCAACGUGCACCAUUCUUUUGA